CCAACAUGGCGUCUCCCAUUUUGAUCUCCGCGGUGGUUUCUACCCCGGAAGAUCGGGGGCGGUGCUGAGCGAGGUUGAAGUGCCCAUCCCGUGCGGAUCGCAGAAAGCUGCCGCUAGAAAGUUCGUUUCUGGUCAGGACUCCAGACAUUUACCCUGCCCGGAGGGUCAGGAAUUGUCGACGUCUCCCAGUCUGUGCAAGUUGUCACCAUCUGCCCCGGUCUUGUCCCCGUGCCACCCUCGGGCACCCCCCCGGGUCCGUGAUACUCACAGAUUCAAAAUUAUGAACCUUCGGCAGCAGCUGUGGCGUGUGCGCCGCUGUCUCGGAGCCGCGGCUCCCCCACGUCGCCUGUCGUGGCCCCCCGCCCGCGCCCCGCUCUCGGUGGGUUCCCGGCGCGCGCAGUCCUCCGGGUCCCCGACACACUGGAACCAGGUGGUGUCCGAGGCGGAGAAGAUCGUGGGCUACCCCACGUCCUUCAUGAGCCUCCGCUGCCUGCUGAGCGACGAGCUCAGCAACAUCGCUAUGCAGGUGCGGAAGCUGGUGGGCACUCGGCAUCCUCUGCUGACCACAGCCAGGGGCCUUGUGCACGAUAGCCGGAAUAACCUCCAGUUGAGAGGCUUGGUGGUGCUGCUGAUUUCAAAGGCAGCUGGGCCCAGCCAAGUGAAUGCUUCGUGUCAGAACUAUGACAUGGUCAGUGGGAUCUAUUCAUGUCAAAGAAGUUUGGCAGAGAUCACCGAACUUAUCCAUACUGCUCUCCUGGUGCACCGGGGGAUAGUAAACUUGAGUGAAUUGCAGUCUUCUGAUGGGCCACUGAAAGAUAUGCAGUUCGGAAAUAAAAUAGCGAUCCUGAGCGGAGACUUUCUUCUUGCAAAUGCCUGCAACGGACUCGCUCUACUCCAGAACACCAAGGUGGUGGAACUCCUAGCAAGUGCUCUUAUGGACUUAGUACAAGGAGUAUACCAUGAAAAUUCUUCAGCGAAGGAAAAUCAUAUCACAGAUGAUAUUGGAAUAUCGGCUUGGAAGGAGAAGACGUUUCUCUCCCAUGGUGCCUUACUGGCAAAGAGCUGCCAGGCUGCGAUGGAAUUAGCAAAGCACGGUGCCGAAGUUCAGGAGAUGGCAUUUCAGUAUGGGAAACACAUGGCCAUGAGUCAUAAGAUAAAUUCUGAUCUCCAGCCUUUUGUUAAAGAGAAGACCAGUGACUCCGUGGCUUUUAGUCUAAAUUCAGCUCCAGUAGUCUUACACCAGGAGUUUCUUGGAAGAGAUUUGUGGAUUAAGCAGAUCGGAGAGGCUCAAGAAAAAGGAAAAUUAGACUACAUGAAGUUGCGAGAGACCAUCAAAGCUGGCAAAGGUGUGACUUCAGCUAUUGACCUGUGUCGUUACCAUGGAAACAAAGCCCUGGCAGCCCUGGAGAGCUUUCCACCCUCAGAGGCCAGAUCUGCUUUAGAAAACAUUGUGUUUGCCGUGACCAGAUUUUCCUGACACCAAAUCAAAAAAAAAAAAAAAAACACUGGCGUUUGAUAGCUGGGAAAAAAAAAAGAGGAGGAGGAGGAGGAGGAGAAAAGGAAAAACAACAACAAACUGGGGAAUGAACUGAAGGACAGACUUCAUGAUGAGGUCACUGCAUGUGUUCAUGACUUUAAAAAACUUGCUUCCCCCCCUUUGUCACACAACUCAGUCAUGAAACCUGCUUUCUCUUUGGAAAUGCUACAAAACAAAAUUAGAACAACCACAAAGAAAGAAAGAAAGGAAGAAAGAAAGAAAGAAAGAAAGGGAGAGAAAGUCAAGCCGUUUUCACUUGUCACACCAGAAGCACCCUUGAAGCUGCAGCAGCAGAAAUAAUUGAUGAGAUUCACUUCUGUGACCUCAACAAAUGGACAGGAAAUAAGUCCUUAUUGAUUGGACUGAGCCAGGGAUGGCGCCAGGGUGGUGGCCGGUGGUUUUCCUUCUGAAGAGGACAGAGCAGGCUGGAAGCUGCAGGUGUUGAGAGAAACACUAGCAACCCCAGCCAGGAAGGACUGCCAAAUGGAGAACCAGUGACCACUUUCUCAGGAAGAAGGGGAAUUCAAUAAUUGAGGGGGGGAAAAAUCUGUAUUGUCUUCUUGCAGUUAUGUCUCUGUUUUUAUGGAUGCUAGAUGCAUAUAUUUUGUGCCUCUUGGUUUUUAUAAGAUUAUUUGGGAAGAAAAGUAUUGAGGGGGGAAAUGGCAAAUAUUUUUAAGUCAGAGAUUAAAGUGUUACCACAUGUUAACUUGGUUGUAGUAGAAAUAGUCUGUUUUAUUUUUCCUCAAAGAACCAAACUUUUUAUAUAUUUUUAAAGAUCUUAUUUAUUUAUUUAUUUAUUUAUGAGAAAUAUAGGAGGAAAGAAAGAAACAAACCUUAUGGGGGUCAGGCGGUAGUGCAGC
Erinaceus europaeus (western European hedgehog) is the source of this 2397-nucleotide messenger RNA. RefSeq names its product decaprenyl diphosphate synthase subunit 2 (gene PDSS2). Bases 281 to 1477 code for a protein of 398 amino acids. Gene Ontology annotation, cellular component: transferase complex; mitochondrion. The record is from RefSeq and is a predicted model, not a curated record. NCBI's taxonomy places the organism in Eukaryota, Metazoa, Chordata, Mammalia, Eulipotyphla, Erinaceidae. The transcript is spliced from 8 exons. Gene Ontology annotation, biological process: isoprenoid biosynthetic process; ubiquinone biosynthetic process. Gene Ontology annotation, molecular function: prenyltransferase activity.